This is a messenger RNA of Austrofundulus limnaeus, 324 nucleotides long. RefSeq names its product syntaxin-binding protein 4. Gene Ontology annotation, molecular function: syntaxin binding. Gene Ontology annotation, cellular component: cytoplasmic vesicle. The record is from RefSeq and is a predicted model, not a curated record. Gene Ontology annotation, biological process: regulation of insulin secretion involved in cellular response to glucose stimulus; insulin receptor signaling pathway. NCBI's taxonomy places the organism in Eukaryota, Metazoa, Chordata, Actinopteri, Cyprinodontiformes, Rivulidae.
GACGGGCGGCUGCAGGUCGGGGACCAGCUGGUGUCCAUCAACAAAGAGUCUCUGAUCGGUGUGACAAACGAGGAGGCCAGGAGCAUCCUGACCCGCACCAAACUCAGACCGGACCCCACGGUGGAAAUUGCCUUCAUCAGACGGAGGUCUUCCUCCAGCUCCAGCAGCGGCUCCCACAGCCCGGUCUGUCUGCAGGGCUGUGGAGGGGGGCCGCAGGCGAGGGGCCCCGGGCUGAACCCCCCUCCACAGCCGGCCGUGGUGACGAAGAUCACAUCGAGCAGAAACCCCACAUGUGAGACGCUGCCGCCCGUCAACGUCACGCAG